This is a messenger RNA of Carassius carassius (crucian carp), 3107 nucleotides long. Its product is annotated as GRAM domain-containing protein 2B. The record is from RefSeq and is a predicted model, not a curated record. Lineage: Eukaryota; Metazoa; Chordata; Actinopteri; Cypriniformes; Cyprinidae. Bases 116 to 1204 code for a protein of 362 amino acids. The transcript has 13 exons.
UGUCUCAUUCCGUUAAUCACGCCGUGCUCAUGAGACGCCGAAGAGGAACCGGAUCACCGCAUCCUUGUUAAACGGCGUCUGUUUGUCGGCGUGCGUCGAUCUGCGUUGAGGAAGAAUGCUGGAAAACAAGAGGGAGAGACUGAAAACCUUCCUGAGAAAGAUCGACGAGAGCGCCAUAUCGCGAAUCAAGCAUUUGAUGAAGGAGAGCUAUGCGGUGGACGCCGGGAUGAUUCCUGCCAAGGCCAAGAAGGGGAGGACGAAAGGCAAGCUGGGGAGCAGGAAAGCAUUGAGUUUGGAGGAGAAUCAGCUGGAAGUUCAGCAGCAGACCAAGAGCCUGAGCCGGCAGGUCCCGCCCAGGUCUCACACUCUGGAAGUGGACAGUCCUUUAGAGAGAAGCGACAGCCUCAACUCAAGAAGUAGUUUUAUGAAGCACAACAAAACAUUCCACAAACUCUUCCCAGAGAUCCCGGAGACUGAAGAUCUGCUGCACGCUUACAUCUGUGCGCUGCAGAAGGAAGUGCCUUACCACGGCCGUCUGUACAUCAGCGACAGCAGCCUGUGCUUCUUCUCCUCUGUGCUGCUCAAAGACACCAAGCUGAUCGUCCCCGUCUCCAGUGUGACCGUCCUGAAGAAGCAGAACACAGCGCUGCUCGUGCCAAACGCCAUCUCUGUCCGGACCACAGACGGAGAGAAGUAUUUGUUCGUGUCUCUGAGGAACAGAGAAGGCUGUUAUAAGCUGCUGCGAGCCGUCUGUCCUCAGCUGCUGGACGGCAGUGCCAACAGCAGCCCUCUCCUGUCGUCAGCCGAGAACAGCUUCGAUCAGGCCAAGCCGGUGCAGAGCUCCAGCCAGUCCAGUCUGGACGACUCGUACGAGCUGUGUCCUCCCGUCCAGCUGUCUGCGUCUCCACUCGCUGCAGAAAACACUGCCAGUAAAAGCCAGCCGCAGACGCCAGACGAGAGCUCGAGCGAGGAAUACACCGGAAGCUCGUGGGUCUGGAACGUGACGGACAGAGCGCGAUCUCUCCUCAUCCAAAGAGAAAUCAGCAACCUCAACACCCUGCUGCUCAUCUACUUAAUCCUGGUGUUUCUGCUUUUGUUGUCGUCUGGCUAUAUCGGCCUUCGUAUCGUGGCCUUAGAAGAGCAGCUGACGUCUCUCGGAGCGCUUCCCGAAUUCACCUUGCAAAGCGGGUACAAAGAAACGUAAGAGAUCUCAUCCAUCAGAGCUUUGGAAAGAACCACCAAAAGAAACCCUGCCGCUGCAGGGAAUGCUGGGAAGGACCUUUAUUUGCAUAUGCACCAGCUCCAGAACUCUCGAACUGAACUUCCUUUUCUGUGUCUGUGCCAAGAAAACCACCAAAGGGCAAGUGCUUACGAGAUGCUGGUGUUGACUAAACCCGGGCAUGUCUUCCCUCGCAGCCGUUCGGUUCAUGUUCGCUCUGCAGCAACUCGCCCAGAACCAACCAAAGACAACCGGUUUGUCUCGGAGGACUCACAAAGGACUACAAAAACUAACUACUUCUGUGGGAAAGCAUUUCGUCAGUUAUUACUCAUUGCAUUGACCUUUUACAACAAUCCAAAAAAAAAGUGCGAAGAACUUUUUUAUUUUCUUCCUAACUUCCGUAAUUUUGAUGACUGUCUUUUUCAUCAGUCUUUCGGUUUCCUCCUUUCUCUUUACGUUUUUCCGUACAAGGGUUGCACUAUUACUGGUUUUCGGUUUAAUGAUUUAAAAAAACUUGAGCUAGCUAAACAACGCUUACUCCUUUGUACCACUUUUAUCACCAAAAAUAGUCGCAAAUAUAGAAUACGAUUUUGCGAUAUUACUGGUUUGGGUUCAACGAUAAAAAGAGCUAGCUAGCCAACUCUUGCUUGUUGCAGCACCUUUGUUUGACCAUCAAAAAACUUCCCAAAUAACCUUCAUCCAUUUUCUUUUGUCCCAAGUAACUUAUUUUUGAUGGCUUGCUUUAUCUUGGUCCUCUUUCGUUUUCAUUCUUCCUCUUUUGUUGUGUAAGGGCUUGUGAUAUUCCUGGUUUCAUUUUAACGAUAAAAAAGAGCUAAGCUAGCUAGCCAACCCAUACUCAUAGCAGCGUCUUCAUUUGAUCAUUUACGACCAUCGAAAAAAGAGAGACUAAUAUUGAUGUUGUAUAAGGGGUUGCGAUAUUACUGGUUUUGGUUUAACGGUAAAAAAAAGAGCUAAGCUAGCUAGCCAGCCCUUCGUAUUACUGUAUGUAUAGUCUAUGCAGAAGAAAUGUUCAGAUCAGGUAUUUAAAUAAUUGUAAUAUUUCUUGUCUUUUAAUACUCUAAAAAGGAGACGAAGUAGACGACAUGUUGGUCUUUUCGUAAUCCAAAUGAAAAAAAAAAAAAAGAUUGUAUUGUGCAAGAAGAUGGAUGUGGUAUUGUUAAAUGUCUGAUUUGUGGCUAAAGCCAAGCAUGCAUGUUCGCGCAAACCCAAAUGGAGCGAUUCCAUUCAGGACUCAUAACAAGACGAAUAGCGAUACUUGACGAAAAUAACAUGGUCCAAAAAAUGCAUGAUUUUGUGUGUGUGUGUGUGUGUGUUCAUAUGUUGCAAUAUGUUCAAGAGAUGAGACGUUUAGCCGUUCGAGUGCACUUUAUAGUGUGGGGACGCUCUCCAGUCCUAAAGGGGGCGCUAUAUUGGGGGUCUGGGGCAUUGGAUGGUGCUAAGAACCUCUCGCUCAGGGCUGGGACUGACUUGCAAUGCAUCAUGGGAUUGCUGCACCUCAGUUAAACUGCAAAUGCUGAUGGAUUAAACAUGGAUGGACUGCAGAUUUCCUGGGAAUAUCUUGUGCGAAUGAAUGCAUGCUUUCCCUAAAAUGGAGAUCCCUUGUGUGACUGAUCCGUGCUAAAAUGGAUUUGCACAUUUCAUCCGGUCGCCGGGCCUCAAAGUCCCCUGAACGACUGUCUAAUAACCACAAUGCAAGAAUUCCAACUUUUAAUAAUUGGUUUAUAUUGCACUAUUGAGGUGUCGUUGUUUUUGUAUCAAUAUGUUGGUAAACAUCUUGUUUGGUAUAUUUAUUGCCUAAUGUGUAAUUCAAAGUGGUCUCUGUGAGACUGGCUUUGGCAUUGUUUGAAUAAAUCAACUGCUAAGGAAA